This is a messenger RNA of Lactuca virosa, 540 nucleotides long. Lineage: Eukaryota; Viridiplantae; Streptophyta; Magnoliopsida; Asterales; Asteraceae. The record is from the annotation of a GenBank genome assembly.
AUGUUUUUCGAUUUACUUCACACAUCUUCGUCUCUUCCAGUACUAGCCUCGACAUUCACACAUCUGGGCAUCCCCGUUGUAUACAAUCGAAGCCCUUCCCCUGUUGCCGAAUAUCUCACCUACGAAGCAAGGCAUCUUCAGUCUAUAAGAUCAUCACCUCCAUCGUCAUCAUCAUCUACAACAGAACGCAACCCAUCUCAGAACUCAGUGGUUGUGCUUGCUAUGUUCCCAAUCAUAACUUCAAGUUUUUCUAAUAUGGCUCUCUAUAUGGGAAACCAAGGGCAUGGAAUUGCAACCAAGUACACUUCAAAGAUUCCGAAGCCAUGGAUAGGGGCAAAAUCGUCCAACAAGGAACGUGUUUUUAUACACCGUAAGCUUGCCCAUUUGGUUCACAUUGCUGGUGGUGGUAGUAAAUUUCCAAAUAGCCCUCUUGAUGUACCUUUGGUUAUUGGAUAUGCUCCAUUGAGACACAAACUUAAUAUUUUAAUCAUGCUACUCAGCUACUGUUACUUAAUGAUUUUUGUUAUAUUUGUAGACUAG